Messenger RNA from Ceraceosorus guamensis, 1320 nucleotides. RefSeq lists its product as hypothetical. Gene Ontology annotation, biological process: peptidyl-lysine methylation. The record is from RefSeq and is a predicted model, not a curated record. Gene Ontology annotation, molecular function: protein-lysine N-methyltransferase activity. The transcript has 3 exons. The coding region runs from base 1 to 1320 and encodes 439 amino acids. NCBI's taxonomy places the organism in Eukaryota, Fungi, Basidiomycota, Exobasidiomycetes, Ceraceosorales, Ceraceosoraceae. Gene Ontology annotation, cellular component: cytoplasm.
AUGUCGGAUCCAAAUUUCCCCGCUACAGGUCUACGCAUACAUCCCUCCGCUCCGGGACGGAGGUGGGGCAAGGCGUCUGCUGCUGAGAAGCCUCUCCGUGCGGUCGCAGCGGAAGCGGGAUCUGACCCCGAGAGCGCAGCAGUGGCAGAAAAUGUGCACAACUUGGAAAGGCCUGGCCAGGACUGGAGGACGGACUCGGCGACAGACAUUCGAGAGUUCGGCAUUGCCGGGCGAAUCUGGGAAGCAGCGUACCUCAUGCAGCUCUAUCUGCGGCCCCAACAGCCCGAUCGCAUAGAGUUCGAUCCGCCAUGCGACCUCUUCGCCAAUGACGGUACUCGUGAAACUUUGCGAAACACUGCACGCAGCUCCAACAUUGUCGAGCUUGGCAGUGGCGCAGGGUACGUGGGACUGCACUUGGCCAUCCAGCUCGAGGGCCAUCACGCUUCCUCGAGGCAGCGACACAUCGCGUCAGAUGGUCACGCUUCCUCCUCAACUCUGCCGCACUCACCUGCGAGAUUGUUCCUCACCGACUUGGACAAUGUCUGUCCGCUUUUGCGACGAAAUGCAGGUCUGGCUGGUUUCGAUUCAAGUUCGCAGCGCAAGGAGCACGAAGAAGCUGCUGCCGUCGAUGCUGUCCGCAAGAUCAGACGGUCGGUCGAGCUGCACGUCAGGCCGCUUCCAUGGGGCUCCUCACCUGCCGUGCAGGCGCUCAAGGACGAGAUCAACGAUAUACACGAUGAGAACAAGCUCACCCACAUCGUCUGCUCAGACCUCGUUUACUUUCCCGAAUUACUUCCUAGCCUGCUCAGGACGCUCGUCUGGCUCACCGACUUGGCGUCGCGGUCUGGCUUCGGUGACUCGGCGAAAUUGGACAGCGGCGGAAACGCCACAAGUCCGCUGGUGCUAAUCUCGUACAAAGUGCGGUCUCUGAUCAAAGAGCAGCCAUUCUGGACAGCGUUCGGAACCUGGUUCGAUUUUGAGCCAGUCCGCUUUCGGAAACGCUCGCACACAGGCUUGCCCUACAAUGACGCAUCGCCGACGAAGGCGAAAGCUGAACAAGGCAUUCGAAGCUUAUCAACAUCGCAAGAUCCUUGGACCGAGUGGGAUCACUCAAUGUACAUAUUUGUCGCGCGUAGAAAGGUGGGGACGCUUGGUUGCCUUCCGGUCGACGACGAUGCGAUGUUUAUGGACGGGUGGAGAGGGCAAAAACCCGCGCGCUGCAGUGCCGAGGUUGUUCAGGAUUCGCCGAGAAUAUCGCAGUUCACUGAGGGCGCUGACCAAUUCGAGUGGCUGCUCAUGUCCGAGGCUUCGUGCGAAUGA